Molecule: messenger RNA, 1167 nt
Organism: Eruca vesicaria subsp. sativa (arugula)
Lineage: Eukaryota; Viridiplantae; Streptophyta; Magnoliopsida; Brassicales; Brassicaceae
Source: the annotation of a GenBank genome assembly
AUGGUUGAGAUCUCUGACAUUCCCGUCGACGACGGGGUUAACGGCGGAGCUUCAACCAAGAAACCGCAAGAAGCCAAAACAUCGACUUCUUUGGAAUCACUACCCAUCGAUCUCCUCGAACAAAUCGUCGCAAGAGUUCCAAGAAGUGACCACCCAGCCGUAUCAGUCCUCUCCACAACCUUCCGUCGUCUCAUCGCUUCACCGGGCUUCCGCCACAUGCGGUCGCAACUCGCCAUCACCGAACACGUUCUUUACGCCUUGGUCGGGUUCCCUCCACGUCUCCCACGCUGGUACAUUCUCUAUCGAAACAGGCUCCGCAGAGUCAUUACACUCCCUCCCAUGCCUUACGGCGCCGCCGUCGUCACCAUCGGACACGAGAUAUACGUCAUCGGUGGAAGCAACAACGAGAGAAGUUACUUACCGAACGUGACUCUCGUGGACUGCAGAACUCACACGUAUCGGCCUCUCCCUAGCAUGAGAGUCGCUAGAUACCGCGCAGCCGCGGGGGUGGUAGAUGGAAAGAUCUACGUAAUCGGAGGUUGCAGGAAGCGAUCUGAAAGAGAUUGGGUUGAAUGGUUUGACCCUGAGAGACAGGUAUGGCUCGCAAGGAAAGAGAAUCUAUUUUAUGCGUGUAAAGAGUUCGUGACAUAUGAUGUUGUUAAAGAGAAGAUCUAUGGAUUGGGUGAGGAUCAUUAUGAGUGCUUGAACGUUUACGAUCCUAGAGAAUGUACACUACAACCAGGGCUUGGUGAAAGUGAGUUAAGGGGUUUUUUGCAUGCGUCUUCAUGUGUGGUUGAUGAUAUGUUGUGUACUAUUGAUGUUGGGUGUAUGGUUGGACAUCCAAUCAUCGUGUAUGAUGGAGAGGAUCCUGGGUCGGGUGUUUGGAAACCUGUGAGAGGUGUGUAUGGUUUGCCUCCUUGUCUUUAUUGGUAUGCGUAUGAGUCUAAGAUGGCGAAUGUUGGUGGGAGGAAGCUGGUGAUUUUGGUCGGUAGUCAGAGCCAGUUGUGGAAUUAUUACGGGGACAAGUAUAUUUGGUGCGUGGAGAUUGCUUUGGAGAGAAGUCAAGAAGAUGGUGAGAUCAGGGGGAGAGUUGAAUCAGUCGAGGUUGUGUUUAAAACCACCAACACCACGCCUACCAUUGAGCUUUGUCGAGCUGUUUGCGUUUGA